Messenger RNA from Otolemur garnettii (small-eared galago), 1824 nucleotides. It is a transcript of the gene SLC7A6, whose product is annotated as solute carrier family 7 member 6. The transcript is spliced from 10 exons. The record is from RefSeq and is a predicted model, not a curated record. Gene Ontology annotation, molecular function: L-amino acid transmembrane transporter activity. NCBI's taxonomy places the organism in Eukaryota, Metazoa, Chordata, Mammalia, Primates, Galagidae. Gene Ontology annotation, cellular component: membrane. Gene Ontology annotation, biological process: amino acid transmembrane transport. The coding region runs from base 27 to 1625 and encodes 532 amino acids.
UUGAUGAGGUGGCUUUUGACAGUGUGAUGUUCGCUUAUUUCUUGACAGAAAACACAGGUGUGCAGGAAGCAUUUGCCAUGGAAGCCAAGGAGCUUGGGAGUUCCACACCCACCUACCAUCUCAUUCCUGAGGCCAGCCCACCUAAGAUGGAAGAAGAUGUGGGCUCAUCACCUCAAAAGUCCCGAGAAACUAUGCAACUGAAGAAGGAGAUCUCCCUGCUGAAUGGGGUUAGCCUGGUGGUGGGCAACAUGAUCGGCUCAGGGAUCUUUGUCUCACCCAAGGGUGUGCUGGUAUACACUGCCUCCUAUGGGUUGUCACUGGUUGUGUGGACCAUUGGUGGGCUCUUCUCUGUUGUGGGUGCCCUUUGCUAUGCAGAGUUGGGGACUACCAUCACCAAAUCUGGAGCCAGUUAUGCUUAUAUUCUAGAGGCCUUUGGGGGCUUCAUUGCCUUCAUCCGUCUUUGGGCCUCACUGCUAAUUGUUGAGCCUACCAGUCAGGCCAUCAUUGCCAUCACCUUUGCCAACUACAUCAUCCAGCCCUCCUUCCCCACCUGUGAUCCACCCUACCUGGCCUGCCGUCUCCUCGCUGCUGCCUGUAUAUGUCUGCUGACAUUUGUGAACUGUGCCUAUGUCAAGUGGGGCACACGUGUGCAGGACACGUUCACUUACGCCAAGGUUCUGGCGCUCAUUGCCAUCAUUGUCAUGGGCCUUGUUAAACUGUGCCAGGGACACUCUGAGCACUUUCAGAACGCCUUUGAGGGUUCCUCCUGGCAUGUGGGAAACCUCUCUCUUUCCCUCUACUCCGCCCUCUUCUCUUACUCAGGUUGGGACACCCUUAAUUUUGUAACAGAAGAAAUCGAAAACCCAGAAAGAAAUUUGCCCUUGGCCAUUGGGAUUUCUAUGCCAGUUGUGACACUCAUCUACAUCCUGACCAACGUGGCCUAUUACACAGUGCUGAGCAUUUCAGAUGUCCUUAACAGUGAUGCUGUGGCUGUGACAUUUGCUGACCAGACAUUUGGUAUGUUCAGCUGGACCAUUCCCAUUGCCGUUGCCCUGUCCUGUUUUGGGGGCCUCAAUGCAUCUAUCUUUGCUUCAUCAAGGUUAUUCUUUGUAGGUUCUCGUGAGGGCCACCUCCCUGACCUUCUAUCCAUGAUCCAUAUAGAGCGUUUUACACCCAUCCCUGCUUUACUGUUUAAUUGCACCAUGACACUCAUCUACCUCAUUGUGGAAGAUGUUUUCCUGCUCAUCAACUACUUCAGCUUCAGCUACUGGUUCUUUGUGGGCUUGUCUGUUGUUGGACAGCUCUACCUUCGCUGGAAGGAACCCGAGUGGCCCCGGCCUCUCAAGUUGAGCCUGUUUUUUCCCAUCGUGUUCUGCAUAUGCUCCGUGUUUCUGGUGAUUGUGCCCCUCUUCAGUGACACCAUUAAUUCCCUCAUUGGUAUUGGGAUUGUCCUCUCCGGGAUUCCUGUCUACUUCGUGGGUGUUUACCUGCCAGAGUCCCGGAGGCCACUCUUUAUUCGGAAUGUCUUGGCUGCUAUCACCAGAGUCACCCAGCAGGUUUGCUUUUGUGUCCUGACUGAGCUUGAUGUAGCUGAAGAGAGAAAGGUUGAAAGGAAAACUGACUAGCGGCAAGAGGUUACUUCCCCUGAAGCCCAGAAGUUUGUCCACAGGUGGCUGUGGCCACCAAAGUCCUGCUAACAAGACCCUGUGGGCCCAACUCUCCUAAAUUAAAGGAGCCAGUUGACCCACAUCAUAUAAGGGGGCUCAGGGGAGUGCUCACUCUCACUGGUAAGCUACAAGAGGAGAUUCAGGGUCUGGGGCCAGC